AUGGCACGAGCCGUAGCCCAGGAGUUCUGGAACCGUGUGCGUGUGUCGGUUGCUGAGCAGGCUGAGAUUAUCCGCACUGACCUUGCCACUAAGGAGUUGCAGUGGAAGAACACGUACAGUGGGCGUAUGAUGUCUCGAGACGAGCUGUUUUCUCUGGGCAAGCACGAGAUACUGGAGAGUAUGGCCCAA
Molecule: messenger RNA, 189 nt
Organism: Sphaeroforma arctica JP610
Lineage: Eukaryota; Ichthyosporea; Ichthyophonida
Exons: 1
Source: RefSeq, a predicted model, not a curated record